CUUGAAACUGUCUCUGAUGGAAAGAAGCAAUGGCUGCUGCUUCUUUAGUGUAUCUUCAACUUCUAUUAUUUCAACUGUCUUUUUUGUUGUCAUCUUGAUCUUGGUUCGCGCCAUUCAUGUCAUAUAUCGUAGCGGAAAGCCCUUGAGCAAAAGAGCUUUAAAACCUGUUAGUACUCUUAUUAUUUUAGGAUCAGGUGGUCAUACUGCCGAGAUGCUUAAUCUGUUGACAGUGUUAGAGAAAGAUAGGUUUAUAUUGCCUGAAGUCCAGUUUGGAUGUGAGCAGAGUUAGACGUGACUGACGAUUAUAUACGCAGCUAUUUAUGAU
This is a messenger RNA of Medicago truncatula (barrel medic), 325 nucleotides long. RefSeq lists its product as uncharacterized. Gene Ontology annotation, molecular function: N-acetylglucosaminyldiphosphodolichol N-acetylglucosaminyltransferase activity. Gene Ontology annotation, biological process: dolichol-linked oligosaccharide biosynthetic process. The record is from RefSeq and is a predicted model, not a curated record. The transcript is spliced from 2 exons. Lineage: Eukaryota; Viridiplantae; Streptophyta; Magnoliopsida; Fabales; Fabaceae. The coding region runs from base 17 to 289 and encodes 90 amino acids. Gene Ontology annotation, cellular component: UDP-N-acetylglucosamine transferase complex.